Messenger RNA from Ramularia collo-cygni, 912 nucleotides. RefSeq lists its product as uncharacterized. The transcript has a single exon. Bases 1 to 912 code for a protein of 303 amino acids. The record is from RefSeq and is a predicted model, not a curated record. NCBI's taxonomy places the organism in Eukaryota, Fungi, Ascomycota, Dothideomycetes, Mycosphaerellales, Mycosphaerellaceae.
AUGGCCAUUUCGCCGGCCCUGGAGACCUCACCCUUCGGUCGACUCUCCACCGAGUUGCGCCUUAUGAUAUGGGAAUUCGCAUUGCACAGAGAGGACGGCGUUCGGUUCAAUCACCGCGCAGCGAGCYACGCAAGGAAUGAAAAAUCCAACGGGAAUACAUCAUCAGAAACCACAACAGACGGCCUUGAGUUAUCUGUAUAUCCAUUGGAUGAUGAACCACUCACUGCGGAGAGAAGUCCUUCAAUCAUGUCCCUAGCACAAACCUGCAAACAGAUCCGUUACGAAGCCACGCCCGUCUUCCUCGAGAUGAACUCAUUCCACGCACUCUGUCCCAUCUUCGAUAAUUCCAAAGGACAUGGCGAGAUCUGUCCUGAGGCCACCCGAUGCAAUCAACAACAACUCCAAUCAUGGCUCCAAAUUUUACACAACGACGAUGAGAGUUGGCCAUCACGAAUCAGACGCCUCACUAUCGACCUCGGAGUUUGGCGUAUCUGUGGCUGCAAGUCCUCCUCUCAAAGUUUCGUGGACGCAGUAACGGGAUUCUCCGCCGUGUUCCCUCCGCUGAGGAAUAGGAUAUUGAGAGUCCAAUUCCAGGUUCAGUGGCGGGCGAUCUGUCCCUGUUGCGAGAGUGAUACGAAUGAUGAGAGUGUGUGGCCUUUGGCUUUUGAACUUGAAAGGGGAAAUCAUGACAAGUUCUUUGAGGCUGUGAUGGAAGUGUGUCAGGGGAGGGCGAGUUGGAUUCUUGAGAAGGCGGGACUCUGUGGGAGGACGAGGAUGGCUUGGUUGGUGCAGCUUGAGAGAGCUAGUGGAAGGUUGGUGGAGAUUUUCAGGUUGUUGGAGAGGAGUGGGAGGGAGUGGGAGGGUUGUGAAGAUGUGGUUGAAGAGGUGGAGGUGGAGACAGCCUCGGAGUGA